GUUACGCAAGGUGCUUACAGACCCGUUCGCCAUUCGACUUCUUCGCGGCGGUUGAAAAAAAGUACACGUCCGCUGCAGCGCUGAGUGCAGCUCGUGAGGGGCCCGCAAGCUGCCGAGGCGGAGUUCUUUCCGUAUGUGUGUGUAACACGCCAGGUUCCCGCGAGCCUCAGGUGUAUCAAUGAGCAAACUAUGGAGGACGAAAUGCGCCAAGGUUUCUGUGAAGACAGGGCUGAAGACAGAAACUGGAGCAAAGCACUCGACUCACAGGAAUACUGCGCUUCACUGGAUCGGGAGAAGGACGAGACCCUGAAGGAGAUUCUGAGCGCCGGCUGUGCCCCCCUUCCGCCCAGUGACUUCAAGCAAGUUGACAACCAGGGGCCGGUCUACCAGACUCGUUUCCUGACGCCGGACGAUGACCGGAGUGCUAAGAUAGAAGCCGCCUCUAAGGAGCUGUCUACCGCCGGCGAGUCUAUGGACUUGUACAUGAACUCGGCCAGAGACAUCGACUAUAGUUUUGCACAGGAGCCGGAAAAGACCUCCGAACAGCCGCGUCUGAGGAGGGACUCAAAUCUGGAGCCAUCAUCGAGCCCGGCAGUGACCCCCGGAGGGUCUCGGCACGUCUCCACUCUUUACUCCACACCUACCGUGCCUCCCAGUAGCUCCUUGGAGUGCCCCGCCAGCCACACAACAGACCCGGGUGGCACAUCGGAUUCCAGUCCAAUGGGCACUUUUUCUGGCCCCGUUUUUACCAGCCAGUGCUCCGCCGCCGGGCCCGUCAACCCAAACUUUGUGAAUGUUCAUCGCCGGAAUUCCUGCAGCCCUUCGAGCGCCAGCAACACCGGCUCUCCCCUUUCCAGCCCACUUAGCGGCAUGAGGUCACCCAUCUCCAGCCCGCAGAGUCUGUGCAGCACCUCUCCAGUCUCCGGACCGCUCAACCCCAGAUCUUGUGUCUCCAGUCCUGGCAAGCACAUUAACAAUAUGAGAUCCUCCAUUUCCAGCCCUUCUUCUUGCACUACGAACAUUUCCGUCUCUAGCCCCCUGUAUUUCGGCAGCGACUUUCCCAUGUGCAGCCCCUCUCAAGGACAAGACGUGUUUCACAACGAGUUGGAUGGCGCACGAGACGGGGAGCAGCAGGACUUAAAGGAGUUCAAGCUCCUGAAAAUCGAGAAAUCGGAGGGAGAACUGGAGACCUGCAGGAUGGAGCAGAUGUGCAUGUUGAAAAUGAUCAAAAACGAACCCGACACCAGCUUUGCCAUCAUGGCACACGGAAACCCCGACAAGAUGGACAGCCUCAGCGCCCUGUUUGCCGUCGACGUCAAAUGUGAAUCCAGCAACGAAUCGUCCUGUCAAAACUUGAGAUACGACGAGCAGGAGCCUCCCAACCCCUUUCCCGUUUCCGAACCCACCUUCUUAUCCUUGAGGGAAAGGGCGGAUGAGUACAGCCUGUCCAAGAUCUUGGGACCCCCGACACCCAACGGUAGUUUUGAGGACGACGUUUUUUCCGACAGUAGCUUGUCGAAAAGGAUUAAGCAGGAAGUGGUCAACGACGAGUAUUACGGGGACAGUCACGCCAUACACGCCUCGGCGAUAGUGGGCAUUAAUUCCAACGAACUUUCGUAUUAUUACCCGACGGGGAUGCAGGAGGGUCUGUCUCUGUCGCUGCCCGAUGUCGGCAAUCCACCAAGCCACCUCUUGAAUUUAAUUUCUCCCGUCACCACGUUAAUGGAUUCUUGGAAAUCCCGGGAAUCUUUACUGGAAAGCUCGCAUCUGUCACGGGGGGACGUCUACUCUGCACAAAGAUGCCUUCCGGAAAGCAGCUCAACAAUGAGAAGUUCUUCUUCCUCCUCUUCUGCCCCUGCGAAGGUCUGCUUGGUGUGUGGCGAUGAAGCUUCUGGAUGUCACUACGGGGUGGUGACGUGUGGCAGCUGCAAAGUGUUCUUCAAAAGAGCCAUAGAAGGACAGCACAAUUAUCUCUGUGCAGGAAGAAAUGACUGCAUCAUUGACAAGAUACGACGGAAAAACUGCCCUGCCUGCCGAGUACGAAAGUGUCUCCAAGCGGGAAUGAAUUUAGGAGCCCGGAAGUCAAAGAAGCUGGGGAAGUUAAAAGGCAUCAUUGAAGACCGGCCGCUACAGAGGGUCAAGGAGAGUCAGUCAUAUUUAGCUCUGGAAAAGGAGCUCAGCUCGAGCUCAGCCUUGACCGUUCACUCGCCCUCCAUAAUGCCCUUCUUCACCACAGGCCUCUGCAGCAUUCUGGAAAUUAUUGAGCCUGAAGUGGUUUAUGCGGGCUAUGACAGCACACAGCCCGAGACAAGCGACUACCUGCUCAGCUGCCUCAACCGGCUGGCAGAGAAGCAGAUGAUCCGCGUCGUCAAGUGGGCCAAAGUGCUUCCAGGGUUCAGAAGGAUGCCGAUUGAAGACCAGAUUACACUUAUUCAGUUGUCCUGGAUGUGUCUGUCUUCAUUUGCGCUCAUUUGGAGGUCUUAUCUGCACACCAAUGGUCAGAUGUUGUAUUUUGCACCUGAUCUUAUCUUCGAUGAGAGGCUAGACCUUUAUCGUGCCCCUUCAUCUGCAGUUGUCAAUCUGUCGGCAAUGGGAGAACUGGAAGUGGACUGUGAGGAAAAGAAGGAAGGAAAGGAAAGGAAGUUUUUUACAGAAGAAAACCCCAGGCACCCCAAGCUGAGCUCUGCAACCCAGCAGGAUUUCAAGUUGCCCCAAUCUUGUCUUGUGUUAUUGAGAGAGGAAGCAGAUAAUGGAUGGAAGCGUAUGAAACAAUCGUCCAUGUACAGCUUGUGUCAGGGAAUACGCCAGGUGACCCAGGAGUUUGUCCGCUUGGAGCUCACCUACAGUGAAUAUCUCUCCAUGAAGGUGCUGCUGCUUCUGAGCACAGUUCCCAUCGAGGGUUUGAAGAACCAGUCGGUGUUUGAGGAGAUGCGGGUCACCUACAUCAAAGAGCUCCGGCAGUCCGUCUUCAAGUCCACCAGUAACUCCUGCCAGAUGUGGCAGAGGUUCCACCAGCUCACGAAACUGCUAGACGCCUUACAUGAUCUGGAGGCCCUCCAGUUAGAUUUUUGCUUCUACACCUUCCGGGAGGCCCAAGCCCUUAAAGUGGAAUUUCCUGACAUGCUUGUGGAGUUAAUCAGCGACCACAUACCAAAGGUGGAAGGUGGCCUAAUUCGGACCCUGUACUUUCACAGGAACUGACCACCAGGGAGGGACCUUUGCCUUAAUUCAUCUCUACCGUUUGUCCACAUCCAUUGCAAAGGAGAGGAAACUUGGCCACAUUUUGGGUUUUUUUUUGUUUUUCUUCUUCCUCUUGUUUAAUUUUCUUCUACUCUUCAGUUUGAACAGUCGGAAGACUUGACGUGGAGAAACAAUUGCACUGAGAAGGAUUUCCACUCCAUCCCGACCGACAGACAGACAAUUUUGAACACGGAGACAAAGCCAUACUUCAUCGUGACCAUCCUCCUCCUCCAGCCCUUGAAGAUACAGCUGUUGUUUUUUUUUUUGUUUUUUUUUAAUUUAACUAGCGAGUGUAUUACGGGCGAGAUCUUUAUGAGGUUUUGCUACACUGUGCACAUUAGUAGCCUGUCAUCACAGGGGUCCUCAACCUUCGUUUUAUACACGUGGCACUUUUUAUCUCAUUUUUUUUAAGGGCUAGUCAUCACUUUCUAGAUCAUUUUAAUUUCAAAAUAAUAUUUAAAGCUCACCCUGGCUAAUGUGGCUGGCAUAUAUAAGCCAAUACAGACAGACUCUGAAAGAUCUCGAUUUGAACCUUUCCAUGUUUCAUUAGGCUCACUCAGAGAUAAAAGGUACAAGUGGAGCGUCUUUUUUUCUUUUUUUUUUUUGUAUUUAAAUGCUUUAUCCUUAAAGUCUAUGCUAUGUAUGUUAGAGCCAUCGUACACAUGAGCCUGGCUAAAGCCCCCCAUGGACUUACCUACUUCAUGAUUUGGGGGGACGGGCUUCAUGUGUACGUCCCGAAGCUCCAGCUCUCCGCACUUUGAAAAAAACGAUUUGCCUCUCUGUGUUUCACUGGACUUGUUGGCUGCUGUCCUGAGUGAUAUUUUGUGUGUGCGCGUGUGUGUGCGCGUGUGUGGUGUGUGCGCGUGUGUGUGUGUGCGCGCGUGUGUGGUGUGUG
Molecule: messenger RNA, 4135 nt
Organism: Polypterus senegalus (gray bichir)
Lineage: Eukaryota; Metazoa; Chordata; Cladistia; Polypteriformes; Polypteridae
Gene: nr3c2
Product: nuclear receptor subfamily 3, group C, member 2
Biological process (GO): regulation of DNA-templated transcription
Molecular function (GO): sequence-specific DNA binding; DNA-binding transcription factor activity; zinc ion binding
Source: RefSeq, a predicted model, not a curated record